AUACCCACGGGUCCAACUGCCAUCCCUAGGUAUGCCAGCCCUUAGCUACGCCCAUGGAGUAGAGAAAAAGUGAAAACGGCGAUGUUGGCCGUCCCAUUUUGUAAGCUCCCCUUCCCCGUCUGGCCGUCUCGACUGCCCCAGUCCUUUCUCAGAUCCAUGUCUACCCAGAAUCUGCUAACUGGCGCGUGCACGAGCUCCGCCCCGGCCCCGUCCGAGGCGGAGGAAGGGGACAGGACGCCUUUGGCUGACGCUGCGAACGCGGCGGAAGAGCUGUACCGCCUCCGUGACACCUUUUUCCCCCGGGACCCUUCCGAGAAAGUCGCCGCACUCCGCGCCCGCGCCGACGCCGCCCUCGCGCUCCUCGACGCCUUCCCGUCCGAACAAAAGAAGUCUCGACAACUGCGUGGUGUUUAUGAAUUUUUGAGGGGAAAAAUACUGGAUGUCUUUCCUGAUUAUCAUAAGGAGGCUGAAGAUCAUUUAUCCAAAGCAGUAAAGUUGAACCCAUCUCUUGUAGAUGCAUGGUUAUGUUUGGGUAACUGCAUUUGGAAGAAGGGGGAUCUAUCUGCAGCAAAGAAUUGUUUUUCAUUAGCACUAAGCAAGGGUUCAGAUAAGAAAAUACUGUGCCAGAUCUCCAUGCUUGAAAGAAGUAUGGCUCAAGGUAGUGUAGACCAGGCGCUUUUAGUAGAAGAGAGCAUUAAGCAUGCAAAAGAAGCUAUUAUGCUGGAUAUUAGAGAUGGCAAUUCUUGGUAUAAUAUGGGCAAUGCUUAUCUCACUAGCUUCUUUGUGGGAGGAGCCUGGGAUCACACUAAGCUUCAUCAUUCAGUGAAAGCAUAUCAAAAUGCUGAGAAGGAUAAAACUAUGAAUUUAAAUCCAGACCUCUACUAUAAUUGGGCCACAGCAGACAAAUAUUUAGAGAAUUAUGAAAGGGCCCUUCGUGGUUUUGAAGUUGCAGCUUUAAAAGAUCCCGGGCUUGGUGCUAAUACAGAAGUUCAGAAGAUCAUCAGUCUCCUUGAUAAGCUUGAUAAUGCAAUGAAGGGACAAUUACGAUCCAAAAGAUUAGCAUCAUUUGUGUCAUCCUUGAGUGGAGUCAAAUUGAAAUCAUCGCACAAGAAAGCCACCAUAAGCACUCUAUCAGUGGGUUUGAACAAAGCCGUUGCUGUUUUGGGAAAAGUAAUUCUGUUCAUAAGACAUGACAAUGUUGCUCCGCUGUAUUAUUUAAUAUGUGACUUGGAACGGUCAUAUUUUAUACUGUCAGUGUAUGGGCUACAUAAUGAUGCAUCUACUUCUUCGCUUAGGAGUACGCAGGGGAGAGACAAGUGGAUGAGAGGAACAGGAGAGAGAUCGCAAGGCGUAGGGGGAAGGGCAAUCAUCGUCACCGGCCUAGCUGUGAUGAUCAGCCAGGACGAUCGAAGAUUAAAGACGGUGAUCAAGUGGUAUUAUUUGAACCAUACUACCGAAUCCUUGAUGCAUCAUGUAAAGACAAGGUAAACCUUUGGUAUCAUGAAUUCUACCUCCAAUCACACCAUCACCUCAGCACUAUCAGUUCAAAUCAAUACGAGUGGACUUUCCAGAACAAAUUCUAGUUAACGAGAGAGUUCCAGCACCUCAUCAUGUUGCACGGGCAUCAAUCCAUGCACACAACAAAUCUUGACCGGUGAAAAUUUGGUAUUGUGAUUUAGUUGGUAGCCAGUACUUAUUUUGUUUUUGAUGUUUAUUAGACUUAUUACAGGAAAACCAUUCUGCAAGUUUUUAUCAGGGUACUGUGUGGCGUCAAUACCGUGAGCAACUGCCAGCUGGGCAUAUCAUGUGUACUCGCGUAAAUGUGUAGUGACAUGUUACCCUAUGGCUCAAAAUGUGUAAGGAAGACUUGGGAACAUAUUAACCAUCUCAUUUCUCCAAUUUUCGUUAGUUGUUUUCAUCAACCUUA
Molecule: messenger RNA, 1927 nt
Organism: Zea mays
Lineage: Eukaryota; Viridiplantae; Streptophyta; Magnoliopsida; Poales; Poaceae
Exons: 14
Coding region: 82-1488 (468 amino acids)
Molecular function (GO): protein binding
Source: RefSeq, a predicted model, not a curated record